AUGGCGAGGAGGAGGCAGAGGUCGCUGCUCUUGGUCGCCGUCGUCCAGUUCCUGAGCCUGUGCGUCGCCGAGUGGCAUCUCCAUCUCUCGUACAUCGUGUAUCUGGGAGCACAUGCCUAUGGUCGUGAUGCGUUGGCGGAGGAGCAUGCCCGCGCCACCCAGUCGCACCAUCACCUCCUGGCAUCGAUUCUCGGCGGCGACGACGAGACGGCGCGGCAGUCCAUCUUCUACUCCUACACCAAGAGCACCCUCAAUGGCUUCGCGGCGCACCUGGAGGAAGCCGUCGCGAAGCAGAUCGAGGAGCACCCCGAGGUGGUGGCGGUGCUGGAGAGCAAGAUGCUCAAGCUGCACACCACCCGCUCCUGGGACUUCAUGGACCUGGAGCGCGACGGCCAGGUCCUCCCGGGCUCCAUCUGGAACCACGCCAAGUUCGGGCAGGACGUGAUCAUCGCCAGCCUCGACAGCGGCGUGUGGCCCGAGUCCCACAGCUUCACCGACGCCGGCCUGGACGACGUGCCCGCCCGCUGGAAGGGCUCCUGCCAGGACACCGUCAAGUACGGCGUCGCCUGCAACCGCAAGCUCGUCGGCGCCAGGUUCUUCAACAGGGACAUGCUGCUCGGCAACCCCGCCGUCGUGGCCGCCAACUGGACGCGCGACACCGAGGGCCACGGCACCCACACGCUCUCCACCGCCGCCGGCACCUUCGUGCCGCGCGCCAGCCUCUUCGGCUACGCCACCGGCACCGCCAAGGGCGGCGCGCCGCGGGCGCGCGUCGCCGCCUACAAGGUCUGCUGGUCGGGGGAGUGCGCCGCAGCCGACGUCCUCGCGGGAUUCGAGUCCGCCAUCCACGACGGCGCCGACGUCAUCUCCGUCUCCUUCGGCCAGGAUGCGCCCCUCGCCGACGACUCCAGGUCCCUCUUCCAGGAGCCCGUCACGCUCGGCUCCCUCCACGCCGCCGUCCACGGCGUCUCCGUCGUCUGCUCCGCCGGCAACUCCGGCCCAUACGACAACACCGUCGUCAACGCCGCGCCCUGGGUCACCACCGUCGCCGCCACCACCGUCGACAGGGACUUCCCCAACGUCCUCACCCUCGGCAACAGCGUGCGGCUCAAGGGGAUGAGCCUCGAGUCCACCACGCUGCACUCCAACACGCUCUACCCGAUGGUCGACGCCGCGCGCGCCGCCCGCGCCACCUCCAACCCGUACGACGCCUCCAGCUGCGCUCUCGGCACGCUCGACCCCGCCGCCGUCAAGGGCAAGAUCGUCGUGUGCCGCCGCGGCGGCGGCGAAGUCUCCCGGGUCACCAAGGGGAUGGCCGUGCUCGACGCGGGUGGCGCCGGGAUGAUCCUCGCCAACGACAGGAUGGACGGCGAGGACAUCGUCGCCGACCCGCACGUGCUCCCGGCCACCAUGAUCACCUACAGCGAGGCCGUCUCCCUGUACGGCUACAUGGCGUCCACGGCCAACCCCGUCGCCAACAUCUCGCCCUCCAAGACGGAGGUCGGCGUCAAGAACUCGCCGUCCGUGGCGGGCUUCUCCUCCCGCGGGCCCAGCGGCACGCUGCCGUACGUCCUCAAGCCCGACAUCGCCGCGCCGGGGGUCGACAUCCUGGCCGCCUUCACCGAGUACGUCGGCCCCACGGAGCUCGCCUCCGACAAGCGCCGCUCCGAGUACGCCAUCCUGUCCGGCACGUCCAUGGCCUGCCCGCACGUCUCCGGCGUCAUCGCGCUCCUCAAGGCGGCGCGCCCCGAGUGGAGCCCCGCCGCGAUGCGCUCCGCGAUCAUGACCACGGCGCGCACCCAGGACAACACGGGGGCGCCCAUGCGCGACCACGACGGCAGGGAGGCCAACGCCUUCGCGUACGGCGCCGGCAACGUGCACCCCAACCACGCCGUCGACCCGGGCCUCGUGUACGACGCCACCCCCGACGACUACUUCACCUUCCUCUGCUCCAUGGGCUUCUCCGAGGCAGACAUGAAGCGCCUCAGCGCCGGCAAGUUCGCGUGCCCGGCUAAUAAGACUAAGGUGCCCGCCAGGGAGGACCUCAACUACCCGUCCAUCGUGGUGCCGUCGCUGCGCGGCGCACAGACGGUGACGCGGCGGCUCAAGAACGUCGGCCGUCCGGCCAAGUACCUCGCGUCCUGGCGCGCGCCGCUCGGGAUCGCCAUGGAGGUGAAGCCGACGGUGCUCGAGUUCAGCAAGGUCAGCGAGGAGAAGGAGUUCAAGGUGACGGUGACGUCGCAGAAGGACAAGAUCGGGAUGGGCUACGUCUUUGGGAGGCUCGUCUGGACAGACGGGACCCACUAUGUCAGGAGCCCUGUCGUCGUCAACGCACUCGCAUGA
Miscanthus lutarioriparius is the source of this 2343-nucleotide messenger RNA. Lineage: Eukaryota; Viridiplantae; Streptophyta; Magnoliopsida; Poales; Poaceae. The record is from the annotation of a GenBank genome assembly.